AUGACUGUUGGUCAGCCAACUCCAUCAGUAGCUCCCUUUAGCGCCGUUAGUGAAAAAUCUCCUCUAAAGGAAGCAGACAAACCGAAGCCAAUUAACGCUAAGGAUGACAAAGCCCCUACUAAACUGGACGACAAACCAAAGUCUCUUCUUGAUUCAGUAAAACCUUUUCAACAAGAAUAUUCGGACGAUGAAAGCGAUGAAGUGUUUGGAAUUCCCAAGCCCCAAGACAUGACUGUUGGUCAGCCAAUUCCAUCAGUAGCUCCAUUUAGCGCUGUUAGUAAAAAAUCUCCUCUAAAGGAAGCAGACAAACCGAAGCCAAUUGACAUUAAAGAUGACAAAGGCCCAACCACACUAGCCGAUAAGUCAAAGUCACCUCUUGGAUCAGAAAAACCUAUUCAACAAGAAUACUCGGACGAUGAAAGCGAUGAAGAGUUUGGAAUUCCCAAGCCCCAAGACAUGACUGUUGGUCAGCCAACUCCAUCAGUAGCUCCCUUUAGCGCCGUUAGUGAAAAAUCUCCUCUAAAGGAAGCAGACAAACCGAAGCCAAUUAACGCUAAGGAUGGCAAAGCCCCUACUAAACUGGACGACAAACCAAAGUCUCCUCUUGUAUCAGUAAAACCUAUUCAACAAGAAUACUCCGACGAUAAAACCGAUGAAGAGUUUCGAAUUCCCAAGCCCCAAGACAAGACUUUUGGUCAGCCAACUCCAUCCGCAACUCCUGUUAGCGCCGUUAGUGAAAAAUCUCCUCUAAAAGAAGCAGACAAACCGAAGCCAAUUGACAUUAAAGAUGACAAAGCCCCAACCACACUAGCCGAUAAGUCAAAGUCACCUCUUGGAUCAGAAAAACCUAUUCAACAAGAAUACUCGGACGAUGAAAGCGAUGAAGAGUUUGGAAUUCCCAAGCCCCAAGACAUGACUGUUGGUCAGCCAACUCCAUCCACAGCUCCCUUUAGCGCCGUUAGUGAAAAAUCUCCUCUAAAGGAAGCAGACAAACCGAAGCCAAUUGACGCUAAGUAUGACAAAGCCCCUACUAAACUGGACGACAAACCAAAGUCUCCUCUUGAUUUAGUAAAACCUAUUCAACAAGAAUAUUCGGACGAUGAAAGCGAUGAAGAGUUUGGAAUUCCCAAGCCCCAAGACAAGACUGUUGGUCAGCCAACUCCUUCAGUAGCUCCCUUUAGCGGCGUUGAUGAUAAAUCUCUUCUGAAAGAAGAACUUAAGCCUACUGUUUCAAUUUCAAAAGUAGAAGAAAGCUCAACAACACUUCACUCCGUGAGCACUAUUUUCAAACCAGUUGGUAUAAUUAAGGCAUCAGAUCCUUUCUCAAGUUUCCAAGGUGACCAUAUUGGGGAUAAAUCUCCUCUUAAAGAAGAUGACAAACCGAAGCCCAUUGACGAUAAGGAUGACAAAGCCCCUACUAAACAAGACGAUAAAUCAAAGUCACCUCUUGUAUCAGUAAAACCUUUUCAACAAGAAUAUUCGGACGAUGAAAGCGAUGAAGAGUUUGGAAUUCUCAAGCCCCAAGACAUGACUGUUGGUCAGCCAACUCCAUCAGUAGCUCCCUUUAGCGCCGUUAGUGAAAAAUCUCCUCUAAAGGAAGCAGACAAACCGAAGCCAAAUGACGCUAAGUAUGACAAAGCCCCUACUAAACUGGACGACAAACCAAAGUCUACUCUUGAUUCAGUAAAACCUAUUCAACAAGAAUAUUCGGACGAUGAAAGCGAUGAAGAGUUUGGAAUUCCCAAGCCCCAAGACAAGACUGUUGGUCAGCCAACUCCUUCAGUAGCUCCUUUUAGCGGCGUUGAUGAUAAAUCUCUUCUGAAAGAAGAACUUAAGCCUACUGUUUCAAUUUCAAAAGUAGAUGAAAGCUCAACAACACUUCACUCCGAAAGCACUAUUUUCAAAUCAGUUGGUAUAAUUAAGCCAUCAGAUCCUGUCUCAAGUUUCCAAGGUGACAAAAUUGGGGAUAAAUCUCCUCUGAAAGAAGAUGACAAACCGAUGCCCAUUGACGAUAAGGAUGUCAAAGCCCCUAUUAAACUGGACGACAAACCAAAGUCUCAUCUUGGAUCA
Drosophila serrata is the source of this 2070-nucleotide messenger RNA. RefSeq names its product cell surface glycoprotein 1-like. Lineage: Eukaryota; Metazoa; Arthropoda; Insecta; Diptera; Drosophilidae. The record is from RefSeq and is a predicted model, not a curated record.